AUGGGUAUAGAAACAAAGUACCUAGUUGGACAGGGGUAUGAUGGAGCAGCCUCUAUGUCUGGAAUAUUCAAUGGUACUCAAGCUCAUAUACGAACAAAACACCCUAUGGCAUUAUAUAUACACUGCAGUUCUCAUUGCUUAAAUUUGGCUAUCUCUUUUUCUUGUAAAAUCCCUGAUAUUAGGAAUUGUAUGGGAACUAUGCAAACAGUAUGCAAUUUUUUCUCAUACCCUAAGAGAUCAAAUGUACUUUUAGGUACUAUUACAAAGCUUUUACCAGAUGAAAAAUCAUUUAAACUGAAAAAGUUUUGCCCAACAAGAUGGGUUGAACGUCAUGACGCUGUCAUACUGUACUAUGAAUUACAACCUGCAAUAAUUUCUGCUCUAGAAGACAUUUCUUUGUGGAAAGAUACAGAUACUUCAUCAGCGGCAAAUCAACUUUUAGCAUCAAUACACCAAUUUAAAUUCCAAAUAUCAAUGAUGAUUCUUGUUAAACUGUUUUCAAUAUCAGUGUCACUCAGCAAAUUUUUACAAACAGAAAAUGUGGAUCUAGAAAAUGCCCUUUCUUUUGCUGAAAACACACAAGCUACAUUAAAAGAUAUUCGUUUAAAUGCUGAUAAAGAAUUCAAUGAAUUGUUUAAGUCAAUUGAAAAAAUUUGUAGCACAUUGGAAAUUGCUGUUUGUGUUCCUAGAAUAUCUUGUCGGCAAACACACAGAAAUAAUGUAGACGUUGACACCCCGGAAAGUUAUUACCGAGUAGCAGUAUUCAUCCCCUUUCUCGAUAAUUUUAUAGAGCAAUUACAUAAUCGGUUUUUGGAACAUCGGUCCAUAUUAAUGAGUUUUGAUUGUUUAAUACCAAAGCCUAACUGUAAAGUUACCAAAGACAUUGAAGACCAAUUUAAGUUACUGCUAGAAACAUAUAAAGAUAUCUUGAAUGAUGAUAUAUUAAAUGAAUAUUCAUGCUGUGCUGAAUUAAAAUUAUGGCAUAAUAGCUUUGAAUAUCAGGCACAAUGUUCUCAACAGUCUAAAAUAACUGUAACAGAUUUAUUCUUCCAGUGUAAUUCAGAAAUGUAUACAAUUAUUUCAAAGUUGCUUCAAAUUUUCAUUACUUUACCAGUUACAACUGCAUCAGGUGAACGUUCAUUUUCUACUUUACGACGCAUUAAAACGUAUUUAAGGAAUACUACUGGACAAAACCGACUUAAUGGUUUAUCAAUGUUAAACAUUCACAGGGACAUAAUAAUAACACCCGAGGAGAUAGUCAAUGAGAUGGGAAAAACAUCAAACAAGAGAUUGGCUUUACAUUUAUAA
Macrosiphum euphorbiae (potato aphid) is the source of this 1308-nucleotide messenger RNA. The record is from the annotation of a GenBank genome assembly. NCBI's taxonomy places the organism in Eukaryota, Metazoa, Arthropoda, Insecta, Hemiptera, Aphididae.